UGUAUAUAUUCUGAAAGUGGAAAAUUGUUUAUUUCUCGACUGCGGCCAUCUUUUCUCUGGCUGUUCUCUUUGUCCGUGUUGUGUGCGAGUGUAAAACAGCGAAGGUUAGAUAACUCAACCAGUAAACAUGACUAUCGAAAAGGAUAAGCCAGGAAAACUGUACAUCAGAGGGUUACCUGAGGAUUGCGAUGAAAAAACCCUUGAGGAUGCUUUUGGAAAGUUUGGAAAGAUGUCGGAAGUUCUUUUGAUUCGCAACCGAGAAACACAGAAGCCCAGAGGUUUUGCCUUUAUCACAUAUGAAAACCCUGCGGAUGCCGAUGAUUGUUGUUCAGCAAUGAAUGGAAAGAUCGCGGAGGCCGGGGAGGAUUCCGCGGGCGCGGCGACUACGGCGGGAGUCGCGGCAGGGACAGCGGUGGCUUCAACGACCGUGUGAGCCGCGGUGGGUUCAGCAGCGACCGCUCCAGCCGCGGCAGUCGCGGCAGUUUCUCGAGCCGCGGCGGGUUCAGCGACCGCGGGGGAGGAGGAGGACGGGGAGGAUUCAGCAGCAGAGGGUCGUCGAGAGGAGGACGCGGCGGACCGCCGGACAGAGGUGGAUAUGGCGAUCGGUCGCUUCCACACAGGUACGACGCUCCGAGUUAUGAUAGACCACAUGGUGGAUACAGCGAUCGAUCGUCAUCGGGCGGGUACCAGGAUAACGGUUAUGGUAGAUCUUAUGGUGGCAGCCGCGACAGCUACGGAUCGGGGCAGGACAACUACGGUGGCCGCAGCUCCGACAGCUACGGUGGCAGCGGAUCCCGUGACUUUGGAGGCUCCAGGGACGCUGGCGGAUCCAGAGAUUUCGGCGGAUCGAGGGACGUCGGCGGAUCGGGCAGCAGUUCCUACGGCGCGUCCGGGGGCGGCGGAUACGACAGUUACGAUCGCGCUCCGGCUAGAGAAUCAUACGGAGGAGGCUCGAGUGGUUAUGGCAGCAGUGGGCCGUCGUCGCGCGAAAGCUACGGCGGCGGCGGUGGCGGUUACCACGGCAGCAGCGAGAGCAAGAGCUACGACUACGGUGGCGGAUCCGGCAGCUACUCCCGCGAGUCGGGCGGCUACGGUGGCGGAGAUUACAGCGGACGCGCCGGCGCUUCAGACUACGCGCCGCGCUCGGAGGGACGCGAGAAAUCCCACUACGAUCCAUACGGGGGAGGCUCAUCUGGUGCCUAUGGGAGCAGUUACGACAGUCAGAGCAAGGACUAUGGUGGCACAGCACGCGGUGGAGGUUAUGGCAGUGAUUCUUAUAGCAGCAGCUACAGCCAAGGGGAGCGGGGUGGCGGCGGCGGCGGCGGCUAUUCGUCGCGUGACUCUGGCGGCCGCUCGGCACCCCCGCGCAGAUACUAGAGCGCCCGCCGCCGCCGCGUGCUACGGCGAGUCGUUAGCGUGUCUCACGUAGGGAAAAGCCGCAAAAAAAGAUCCAAUCGAAAUGCAGAACAUGUCGAUGCGGCAUUGGUCCGAGUCGGAUCGUCGGAAAGGCGGCACGUGCUGUUUCGCGUAACCGAAAUGUUAAAAAAAAUACGGCGUUGUCCGAAGAAAAAAAAACUACGUUUGCACUGGUUGUCCGUGCCGCGAAAGAACGCGACAUUGAAGCAGCGCGAAUCAAACGAAACCACGAACAACGCGCGAUCGUGAAAGCGUCUGCGUGCGUUACGAAAUUAGGAGGGGGCGGCCGCUAAUGCCGUGUACGCAAAAGGUAGCGGCCACGUGAACGUGGCAGCGUAGAGCGGUCUUACAAACGUCCUUGCCACAGUAUUAAACCACCGGCGGUGCGCCAACGAUGUGUUCUUGCAUUCAAUGUCAGUUUGGGACCUGAAGGAAACGGCUAGCGGAAAAUACGAGAGGGCAGAUAACGUUAAAAUUGUGUAGGUGACGACAACGCACUGUGUUGUGCUGUAUACCCCCCUAACCAUGUUCGGUUUUUUUUUGUCCAUGCCUUUCCUCUGCCCUAAACUAUGUUCAAGUGUACGAGGUAGUUUUAUCUAUCUAUAGCGUUUGCGUGUAAAUAUACGACUUCGAAUUCGGAUUCGGAUUUCGCACAGCAUCCCGAGUCUGAACGUGGCAGGUAGACCCACACGUGUAUAAUGUAUUCACUGCUCUAAUCACGCACUAAGAGAUAGAAAUGAACGUGAAUGACUGCCACAAGCAUCAACUAUAAGCAGUUUAAGUGAAGUAUUUAAUUAAAAUUGUACAAAGCCGCACAGUUUUGCAUUUGCGAAACAUUUCGUCUAUACACGUAUUAAUGAGCAUGUAGGUUUAGGCAAGCUAUUAUCUUAUCGUUAGUUAUUGUGUGGAUAUUUGUCAAUCUAAAAUCAAUGCACUUGAGUGAGGUCUGUGUACACGUAUACGCGUUCGGGUCUGAAAGAGGCGCUUUUAAACGAGAAACGGGCGGUUGCGUGACUCGUGUUGUGACGGUUUGUGUAGUAAGUGUUUUAUCUUGUAUUUUAUUUCACAAGUCGUACAUACUCAGUACUAAAUAUGACAGACUAAACUCUAUUGCAUUCUGAAUUUUGUGAGUGCAUACUGCCCUGUAAUGCUGUAACACCGUAUCUUGUUCGUGUCUACAUUUUAUCUUGAAUAAACAUACAUUCCUGUGGAAACCAUGGUAAAAUAUUUUACAUUAGGAUGUUAAAAAAUUGUACGUCAGAAUAUUCUUUGCGGACUGGAUAAUAACAAUUUAAAUUAAAUGUUUGCUAUACACAACUUGUACCAUUAAAAAUUUUAAAUCUUA
Priapulus caudatus is the source of this 2761-nucleotide messenger RNA. Its product is annotated as keratin, type I cytoskeletal 9-like. Gene Ontology annotation, molecular function: RNA binding. Gene Ontology annotation, biological process: positive regulation of mRNA splicing, via spliceosome. The record is from RefSeq and is a predicted model, not a curated record. Lineage: Eukaryota; Metazoa; Priapulida; Priapulimorpha; Priapulimorphida; Priapulidae. Gene Ontology annotation, cellular component: spliceosomal complex.